AUGUUCUCUGCGUCAUCCUUCCUCGCCAACGGCGCGCAUCAUCCGUUCGUAUCUCUCUCGUCAUCGUCAACGAAGAAGAAGAACAACAACAAACCGUCGUCGUCGUUUCGUUGUUUGUCGUCGUCGUCAUCGACGACGCGCAAAAACGCUCACCAAUCGCACCUUCUCUUUGCAAGGAAAAGUGCAUCAUCUAUUCGCAAGGCGCGAGGUGAACACUCGCAAAAUCGAGCGAUUGCGGAUGACACGCCUGUACUAGGGCUUAGCAGCAACAACAAAGAUUCUACGUCCUCUUCCUCGUCCGAGGAACGGGAGAGACUGGUGGCUGAAAUCUUAGAAAACGUGGACGAUGGAGCAUUCGGCGGCGCCAUGUCCGCGGAAAAAGACGAGCAAACCUUUGAAAAUAUCAAACAGUUAGAGCUCGUCUCCCAGAUCAAACCGUUAUCGAACCCGAAAAUUUUUGGCUACUACGACGUCGCGUACACGAAAGCCGGGUCGAAGCAAGACGGCGCGCCAGCCGGAGGGGCGUUUCGAUCGAAACUUGGGAGACUCAUUUUUAAAACGGAAGGGUUGGAGCAAAAUUUAGUGGAACCGAACUUUGUGGAGAACAGAGUCGCGUUUGAGUUGUUCGGUUGUAUUCCAGGGGAGGUGAAAUUGAGAGGCACGUUUGAGCAAUCGAAAGCGCACGAUAACGACGGGAAAACGGUUCGAGCGCAAUUCGGUUCGCCAACGUUUAGAAUUUUUGGUUUGCCAGCCUUACCUAUUGGGCCAAAAUCAGAGGUGACCUUAGCGACGACGUACAUCGAUGAUCGCGUGCGGUUAGGUUUAGGCGGGCGCGGUUCUCGGUUUGUCUUUAGGCGCAAAACGAAAGAGCAACACGAGAGAGACAUGGGAUAUUGGGGAGUCGCCGGGUUAGCCGUGGUUACAAACUUAGUCAGUACCGUGUGCAUGUUCUUUGCGGCGAGGCAUUACCAAUCUUUAGGGACGAGACCGGGGAUGACGGCCAGUUUGUACGCCGCGUUUGCGAUGUUGUUUGCGUUCAACUUUAUUUUGAGACACGCCGGGAAGAAGUGCGAACGCGACGGGUGGGAAAUCGCGCCAGCUUUGUCGGAAGAAGCGAAGUCGUUUUUGAAAGGCACGAGAGAAAACAAAACAGAAAACGUGUUUGGGAAGAGCAAUAACUAG
This is a messenger RNA of Bathycoccus prasinos, 1182 nucleotides long. RefSeq lists its product with no specific name. NCBI's taxonomy places the organism in Eukaryota, Viridiplantae, Chlorophyta, Mamiellophyceae, Mamiellales, Bathycoccaceae. The record is from RefSeq and is a predicted model, not a curated record. The transcript has 3 exons. Bases 1 to 1182 code for a protein of 393 amino acids.